Messenger RNA from Brassica napus (rape), 4060 nucleotides. RefSeq names its product glutathione S-transferase T3-like. Bases 914 to 1453 code for a protein of 179 amino acids. The record is from RefSeq and is a predicted model, not a curated record. The transcript is spliced from 3 exons. NCBI's taxonomy places the organism in Eukaryota, Viridiplantae, Streptophyta, Magnoliopsida, Brassicales, Brassicaceae.
UUUUGAAAUAAAGUUUUGAUCCUUUCUUUUGUCUCUCUUCUCUUCUCUUCUCUAUCUUGUUUCUUCUGCGGACACAAAUAAGGGAGCAAAACGUGAAUUUGCAUUCGAGAAUUUAGUGGCUAGGUUUAUGUGAUUAAAAUUCUUUGAGGGUAUUCUCAUCUUUUGCAAAUACAAAUUUUGAUUUUUUACAUAUUUUUAUUUUUUAUAAUUAACACCCGUAUUUGAAGGAUUAUUCGUCAAAACUUGCAAACCUCUGGUUGAUAAUUAUUGUAUAACUUUUGAAAUUAUUUAGGUUCCGCGGCUGAGCAUUAUCCUUGACUUUCUUAAUAAUAAUGCAAAUUAGUAUUUAAAGUAAUUUGUUUUAAAUAUACUAGGUCCUGAAAGUCUGAAACCAUGUACCGGGACAUGGCCCUGUGGGCGCAACUUUACAUGUCGACAUAUGUUUCUUCGAGAGAUAUUUUUGCAAAUGAGUUUUAGUGGGUGAGGUGGCGAGGUUACAGCCCCGCAAGGGGGAGGAGCAAGAUUCCAACAUACCCUACGUGGAUGAAUCAGGUUCUCAGAUACAAACGUAUUCCCACCUGGGAUUUGUCCGGACCAUGUUAUACGUAGAUUGGUUUAUGUCGGAAAUGUUAAAGCAUUGCAUACCACUCCCUCUCCUCUAUAUAAAGAGUUUCCAAUUGUAAAAUUUGUUUCUCAAGAUGAAUAGCAGAGUUUUCUCUGAUGAGCAUCAUUAAUGCAGUUUCUAAGAUGAGUUUUUAAACAAAAAAAGGCAUUUAAGUAAAUCAAAAAGAAAAGAAAUAAGGAUAACCGAUCCUUAAUUAAGCGUUUUUGAAACCGAUCGCAAAGGAGACUCUUAUUACACGUGUCGGCUUUUGUGAUUUUUGUUUCCUUUCUUCUCCCAAAUCGAUUUGCGAUGGCCGACGAAGAUUUCCAGUCUCGCGUCGAGAGGAUCUUCGGAUCUCUCGCCUUCUCCCGCUCCACGUCUUCUACUACCUCCACGUCUUCUGCGCCGCCGCUGCGGAAAACGCAAUCGGGCUCGGUGUGGUCUCUCUCCGGCGCAGAAGUGGAGAAGAGGGAGUGGAAGCGAGAGCAGCUCGCUUCGUACGAUAAGGAAGAGAUGCCUUGUGCGUCAUCGUUCGACGAGAUUCUGAGGCAGCAGAGGAUCUCGAGCACUGAUCGGAAGGAGGGUGAGGAAGGUGGUGACGAGGAUUUUGGUGAUGAGGAUGAUGAUUGGAGCAUCAGAGCAUCCAUGGGCCUUGACCGUACUCUCGAUGAUGAGGACGAAAAAGAUGAGUAUGAUAAGGUCGCACUAGGGAAAGAGGAUGGUGGUAAAGGCGUGUCUAUGGAAGAUGCCAUUUCGAGACCUUGUGGUGUGCGGAUUCGGGACCCUUGUGCUAACCAUGCUGCUGUAAAAAUGAGGUUGAAGGAAGAUGAACUCGAGGCCAACAAGUAAGGUUUUCUUGUUUAUGUUUCUUCUUAUUGAGUAAGUGAUCUUUUUCGAUUCUUCUAAAAAUUUUAAUUUUUUUUUAAGAACUCUUAAUUAAGAAACUCCCAUUGGACCACUCAAAAUGAGAGUUUCUUAACUAGAGUUCUUAAGUCUACUUAAGUACAUUUAUAUAAUUAAAUAAUCAUUAAGAAACCCAAGUGGAUUUCAUGGGAUAAUCAUGCUCUAAGAGCAUGUUUAUUGCUGUAUCUUAACAGCAUAUCUUACAUUAAAUGUAAUUAAAAGAAUUAAACCAAAAAUGAAAAGCAGAAAACGCGUCUCUUAAUUAAGAACAAUAAGACACGGUCCCUUAGGGGCACGUGUCACGCCUCAGUUUGGCAGAGGAUAGGUGGAGACCUUGGUCCCGUCUCAUUUGUCGCGUAUGUUUCUCUUUCUCUCCGUCUCGAUUCUCUCCGAGGCGAGAAGACGAUCUCUCAUCGUAUCGGCGGUGAAGUUUCUGUCGGUGACUCUCGUGGACGAAGGAAGACGGCGGGUCUCUUUCCGGUGCUUUCCUCCACCCAGGAAGCCGGGGACCUCUCUAUCUUGGUGGUUCUCUGAGGCGAAGACCAAACGGUGAAUCUCAAUCGACUGCUCCGCCGAAUCGAAAGAUUGAUAUAUCAAGAGGCGUGAUGAAGGGGUUAAGGGACGAUGAAGAAACUCGACACUGAUGGUUCCAGUUGUGCAUCAAGGUAAAAGCCAUCAAUUUCCUCGGUUGAAUUUGAUAAAAAUCAUGUCUUAGGUGUCUUUAAUUGGUUAAAGCAAAGUCUUGUAAAUUAUGGUUAAAUAUAUCGAUUAAUGAUGUCUUAGAUUGUGUCUUAACAUGAAUCUCUAUGUAAAGAACUUUAAUUUGUUCAUCAAGGUAAAAGCUUUCUCUUUGGUCUGUUGUAUUUAAUAAAUGCUAUCUCUUUGGUCUGUUGUUAUAGGUUUGGUAAUAAAUUCUCUGUUCAAGUGGUUAGUGUUAGAUUAGAGUUGUAAUAAAUAGAUUUUUAUGGUUAGAUAGAAAUCAAUUGUUAGAUAGAAAUGAAUGGUGUAGAUAUAUGUCAACUCGUGUGAUCAAUGCUUUCAUCCAAGGUUUGCGUCUUUAAAAAUCUUCCCUUCUCCUCUUAUUCAAACCGUGUUCUUGUCACUUCUUUUCACUUCUGUUCUUCUCACUUCUGUUCUUCUCGCUUCUGUUCUUUUGUUUCUUUCUCCCUUCAGCGUGCUUCAGUAUGGAUUCUUCUCCAUCCACGCAUACUUCAAAGUUUGUUGACUUACUUAACAGUCAACAAACCAUUUCCUUCGGUAACUUUGAAGAUUGUGUUGAACAAUCUUCAAACUUUGGCCCUACUCCUGCCCAGCGUAGAGAAAGGAGGAAAUGGACGCCUACGGAUGAUGUUCUCCUCAUCAGCUCGUGGUUAAACACGAGCAAAGACCCUGUAGUGGGCAACGAGCAAAAAUCAGGAGCAUUUUGGACACGAGUUGCGGCCUACUUCGCGGCAAGUCCUCAAGUUGCUGGCUGUGAACAGAGAGAGGCAGCCCACUGCAAGCAGCGUUGGCACAAGAUGAACGACCUCGUCUGCAAGUUUUGUGGAUCAUAUGAGGCGGCUACUAGAGAGAAAAGCAGUGGGCAAAAUGAGAAUGAUAUUCUCAAAUUGGCUCAUCAGAUAUUCUACAACAACCACAACAAGAAAUUUACACUUGACCACGCUUGGAAAGAGCUCCGGAACGACCAGAAGUGGUGUGAGCAAUCCACUGCCAAGACCGAGGGAAUCUCAAAAAAAAGAAAAUGUGAGGACGGUGCAGAUUCAUCAACCUCUCGAGCAACUGAAUCCACCCGUCCUCAGGGGGUUAAGGCUGCAAAGGCUAGUGGGAAGAAGCCGGUGGUAAAGGAGAAAGGGCUUAAUGAUUUUCAGACAAUGUGGUCUAUAAAACAACAGGAUUUGGUCAUCAAAGAACGGUUGUCUAAGAUGAGUCUACUUGACAAUCUUAUUGCCAAAAAAGAACCGUUGGGGGAGUCUGAAGAAGCCCUCAAGAAUAAGCUAAUUAAUGAUUUGUUGUUUAAUUAGUUUAGCUCUAAGCGUAGUUGUUUAAAUUUCCCUUGUUCUUGUUCUUGUUAUGUUGUUGUUGCUAUGUUGUUCUUUGUUCUUGUUGUUGUAAAAUGUUAUGUGUCGGUUAUGGCUAAAAUGUAGUUGUUUAAACUUCUUGUUGUUACAUGUUCUUGUUGCUAAAAUGUUUCUCGGUUAUGGCUAAAAUGUUUCUCGGUUAUGGCUAGUGGUGUUGAUCAAAUGUUCUGUUCUAAAAUGCAGGUGUGUGUUCACAGCAUGGAGCAUUGGGAGUCCGUGUGUGCUGACUUCUUGUGUCACGAAAAUAAGGGCAUAGCUGGUACUCUUGUGGUGCUGUCUUCUUGUGUCACGUUAUUUAUGUUGUUGCUGUCUUCUUGUGUCACGAGUUUUGAUUAUCAGAGCAUUUUUGGCUCUUGUUGUUGUACCCUUGUCAUGUAUGUCUUCUUGUGUCAAGUUAUAUAUGUGUGUCAUGUAUGUACUUUUUAUAAAUUUCAGAUACAAUACUUCUCUUUAUAUAUCAGAAACAAUCACUAAA